Messenger RNA from Dreissena polymorpha, 2760 nucleotides. RefSeq names its product tensin-3-like. Lineage: Eukaryota; Metazoa; Mollusca; Bivalvia; Myida; Dreissenidae. The record is from RefSeq and is a predicted model, not a curated record. Gene Ontology annotation, molecular function: protein binding. The transcript is spliced from 9 exons.
CCUUCGCCUGGUAACCUGAACACCCUACGACAGCAGCUGCACACGGCACACACUAUGUCGAGUAGCGCCGUGUCCCCUGGGCCCCACUCGGCUACCGGCCAGUCCUCGCCCAGCGUGUACUUUGGCCUGUCCAUACGUGGCAGUCUCACCUCAUUGGCUGACUCUGAAGCCACACACACAACCCCCAGGUUUGUGAAGGACACGUCCAAGUUCUGGUACAAACCCAACAUCACUAGGGAGGAUGCCAUUAUGAUGCUGAAAGACAAAGCACCUGGCACAUUCGUGGUCCGUGACUCCAACUCGUUCCCAGGAGCGUUUGGCCUUGCCCUGAAGGUCGCGACCCUGCCACCCAACGUUCAGACCAAGCCCACAAGUGACCCUAUUGCUGACCUUGUGAGACACUUCCUUAUUGAGCCCACAAGUAAAGGGGUGAGGUUGAGGGGCUGCUCCAAUGAGCCGGUAUUCGGUUCAUUGGCCUCACUGGUGUACCAACACUCUAUCACUCCACUCGCGCUGCCCUGCAAACUGGUUCUACCUGAACAUGGUGAGUCCCAGUCAUCAAUGUCUACAAUACGUAGGGCCGACAUGCUGAGUAAAGAUCCUUCCCACAUAGUGGCGGACGUAUCUCCCACAACAGAGAUGCCCAGCUCUGCAUCACAAUUACUUGCACAGGGAGCAGCGUGCAAUGUCAUAUACCUGAAUUCGGUGGACACGGAGUCGCUGACCGGCCCUCAGGCCAUUCAGAAGGCGGUCAAGAUGACCUUUGACAUGGCACCACAGCAGACGACACAGGUCCACUUUAAGGUGUCCAACUAGGGAAUCACACUGACGGACAACCAGCGAAAGCUGUUCUUCCGGCGCCACUAUCCAGUUGCUGCUGUGACCUACUGCGGAAUAGACCCGGAAGACCGAAUGUGGAAACGUGAGACCGAUGUCCCUGGUGUGAUUGCUGAUGCAAGAGUAUUUGGCUACGUUGCAAGAAAACAGGGCUCUGUGUCUGACAAUUCCUGCCACCUGUUCUGCGAGCUUGACCCCACCCAGCCCGCCAGCGCCAUUGUGAAUUUUGUUACCAAGGUGAUGAUAGGUCAGGGAAAGAUCAAGUCUUAGAGGUCAUGGAAAGGUCAAGUCAUUGGUAAGGGCAAGGUCAUGUCAUAGCCAACAUCAUGUGGCAUGGAGUGAUAAAAACGUUUUUUCAACUAGAAAUGGAAUGGAAAGAUGUUGAAAAAUGUGAAAAUUUAUGUAGGCGGCACCUUGAUGGCAGAUUAUGGUGGAUCAAUGUGAAUAUGGCGAAUAUAAAUGUGUUUUCAACUAGGAAUUGGAUGUAUGGAUGUUGAAAAAUGUGAAAAUGUUGCCAUAUGUUUGCUACAUGUGUAUUUAGGACAACAAACACAUUACAAACUCAAUUUUGGAUCAAUAAUAAUGGUGGUUGUAACAACAAGUUACCAACUAGAAAUUAGUAUAACUCUUAAAGAGUGAAUAGCAAACAUGUUGGUAACUUAAAAACGGAUGCAUUAUUAUGAAAAUUGUAAACAUAUUGUAAAUAGAAAAAAAGGCAUUGAUUACUAGUUAAAAAAGGAAAUCUCUAAAAAUGUUACCAUCUAGACAAUGUAUUGGUAAACAUGCAUGGACUUGCAUUAUUUCGAUGCCAGUGUUGUUUAAAUAGAAUAAUUAAUGAUGUUGAACAAAUGAAAUGGAACAUGUGCGUCAAGUGUGUACCAUAUACUACAUGAUUUUAUGUUACAUUUGUUGCAUUGAGGUGGUUGUAGAAACAGUUCAUAUUAAUAUCGUUAAGGGUAGUGUGCAGACCUUUAUUUAUGUUGUGUUCAGGUUAUAUUGGUUUUUGAUCGGUUGUCAUUGAACAUUUUAUAUAUUUAUAAAUAGGUGUUGUGACGCAGAUAUUGCUUUAUUUAUAUGAAACGUCAUAAAAAAGGGUUUGUAGUAAGACAGGGUUCAGUCACAGUAGGUUUAAGGUUGUUGCAAACAUACAACUUGUUCAUGUAUGAUGUGUGUCUGGUGGCAAACAUUGAUUGUAGUUAGCACGUGCCUGCCUUCUUUUUUAACCAUAUUUUACCUUGCACAGAUACAAUAAAUUAUUAAGGAAAUAAGCUUUAAUUUUUAUCAUGCUUAUAUAUUGUGUACAUAUAUAUUAUAGUUAUUCAAUUUGCAUUUUUUGUCGAUUUUAGCCGUGUAUAGUAUAGUUGUUUCAAUGUGUAGCAUAUGUGUGUUGUUAUACAUUUAUAAAUGUUGACGAUGGUGCUAAACCUCUGCACAUGUAGAUUGCUGUAAUAUAAAUACCAUGUGUACAUCAUACACCACAUGUAGAUGGCUGUAAUAUGAAUACCAUGUGUACAUGAUACACAUAUCUUCGGCAAAACUUGUACGUGUUAAGACGUGCUUGUUUGCCUUGUUGAUAUAUGGUUUAAUUUUGUCUGAUGUUGUUUAAGAUACAAUUUUUCAGCAGUGUUGUGAAGAAAAAGCUAUUAUUUUAAAGAGGGUUUUCAUAUUAGACGACAUUGUUUUAUGAAAUGUUUACACUUGAUUUAUAAAGAUACAUUAUCCGUUUAACAGUUUUAAAAUUAGUUAUUGUUUACAAAUAUUUCAUAAAAACUGGUUAUGCAAAGUAAGUUUGACUUUAUUUACAAAAUGGUAAAUUGUUCAGAUUUUUUGUGACCAAGGAAAUUUUUAAGUUAAGAUUUUUAUAACUUUUCACUGUUUUCACAAUUUGAUCAUUUUAUUGGAAAUCAUGUCAAAUAUUGUUAU